CUAACUGAUAAGAGCUGUCAACAUUAGGUCUGAGAGUCAGUGUCUCAAAGAGAAAAUAAACAGUUGUUGUGAGAUUUUAAUUUCUUCUAUUUGUCACAUAAGUUGCAUUAGUAGGGUUCAUAAGAUGAAUAUGUAAUUUAGGAGUGGAUUUAAGCUGUAGACAAUAAAAGUUUUAAGGAAAUACUACUGUUGUAAAUUCUUGCCGAUUUGUUCUUGCCUCCUUGGGGUCUUUGUGCUUCAGCAGGGUAAAUAGUUCUCCCCUUGGAUGAAGAAGCAGAUUUGGGUUAGUAUUUUCUCCUUGUGAUUCUCCUAGUAGUUCUAACACAAUCUUUUCUUUGGGCUAGUUCUGUCUGUGGCAGCACCAGGGAGAAGGCUGUAUGGAGGUGGGGGUAAGUAGGGCUGCAGAUACUGGUGCUUCUGGUGGCUUUUUGCUGGCUCAGUGUUCGUGGCCCGUAGCUGUAGUAUUGACAGGCAUUUAGUUAAGGUCCUAAAUUUAGUGUCCUGGUUUUAUCUUUUCAUUUCUAUGUGAAAAAGGUGAAGUAUGCAUAUAUGAAACUUGUGUUUUAUUGAGAAGUUGGCAACUAAGAAUUAAAAUGUUCUGGCUAUCACUUCAAACAUUUUUGUGUGAGGUUUUUGACCUAUUUUUUUCAGUUUACUACUUCUACCCUGUAGUUUGUGAUGAGAUCAUUAAUCUAUUUUGAGAGGAUUCUGUGUCUGUCAACCUAACACUUCCAAUCAAAAUUAGUUAUGGGAAGUGGGACAGUGCAGAAAAGUUUGUCUGCUCCAGUUUGUUGGAGAGUAAACACAAUAUUCCUGUCUUCAAUGGUGUGUGUCCAUGGGUCUGUGAAUAAAGUGUGCAUAUCUUCCCAGCAAAUCCUCUGUAAACACAACCAUGGGUGGUAUCACACUGCGUAUGCACAUCAGCACGGCUGCUGAAGUUCUUGGGGUUAUGUCCUGGAAAAGCUAAAUAAUACCUUUUUGGCUUUAGCACACCAUAGCUGCUAAAAGUGGGCAAAACCGUAUUAUGAUCAUUUCCUGGAAAAGCUGUGUAGGUAAUACUUCAUAUGUGUAGCUACACUGUGGUUUUCACUUUCUACUCUUCCUAAAUUAUCAUAAAUUGAAGACUCGGGUACCUGGGAACUUUACAUUUUUAUUUUUUCCUGAUUGGUAUCAAAUGUAGUCUCAUUAGCUCCUGCCAUCCAAAAUGACAGAUACUUGGUUAGGUGUGCUGAUGGAUGGAAUCCAUAUCUGCAACGUGAAUAACUCUGUUUCUUUCUUCAGAUCUUGCAUCUGGUGACUUUUUUGUUCAAUUUGUAACAUACAAAGCAGCUUGUGUGGAAUUUGGCCCUUUCCUCUUUGAGAUCAAAUAAUUUAAGCUUCAGAAAUAAGCAUGCUCAUGACAUGUCUUGUGGUUCCUACAGGUGUUAGUAGUGUCUGCAUUGGUGUGCUGAGGGCAUUAAAGCAAUAUCCUCCUUCAGAUUUGAGGUAGUUAUUAAGGAAGAGAGAGCAAAAUCCGUUUCUGCACAGGAUGGUGAUAACAGUAAUGCAACUUUGGUUCUUACCGUGAACUGUAGAGGUUUUGCAUGUGCCUUUUUCUAUUAAUUUGCCAAACUCUGUAAUGCAAAGUAGAGCUAAAUACUACCUAUGAUCUUGAUGAAUCCAGUUGCCUCUAGUGGAAAUAACAAUAUACUUAAAUCUUUGAUUUUGAUUUCGGUAUUUUGAGAGUGACCUGUAGGGUAUUCAAUGCCAAGUGGUGUGGAGACCCUGGGAUUUGAAUUGAACUGAAUUGCACAGUUAUGUACUGGAUUAGACCGUUCUUUGUAGAGCCUCUAUUUGUCAGGCUAGACUAGUAAUUGCUACUUCGUCAAAGUGGAGUACAGUGAAACAGCAUGUUUGCAUAAGGUGUUAUGUUUUGAUUUACAGGUGAGUUUAAAAAUAAUGUAUUUAAGUUCUGAGGACCUGUCUCUUUUAUGUGGGUAGAUGUGGAGAGGCAAAUCUAAUGCUUUUGGAAAGCACAUAAAGUGGUGGUUUUUAAAUACAGUAGGUCAUACAACUGCUAAAACAAAUACUGCCAUUCAAUAAUUGAGCUUGGCAUAAGUAGCCUUCAUAUGUUGUCAGAUCAAUUGUAUUGUGAGUCACCUAUUAGAGAAUAUUUAUUCUAAUACUUGAUAUUUUUAAUGUGUAUAGUGGUAACAAUUUGAAACUAGCAAUAUUUAUGUAAUCUUCAUUGUCUGGGGUUCUGGUAGUAUGAACUGUAUUUACGUUUUCAAAUGCGUGCAGAGUUUCAGCAGGUACUGCGUGUGUGGAAGGUGUGUUCCCAUAAAUGUCAUCCCAGCAUGUGACUAGUAAGAGAUGACCACUUUAGGUCCAGAGGAUAACAUGAGCAGGGACUGGAGUUCCUGCCCAGUAGAAGUUCAGGGUUGCCCCGCUCCGUGUGCUGGCUGGCAUCCGGCUGUGCUCCAGGUUCUCCAGUUUUCCCAAGCUGCAGCAUCCCAUAAAAACCUGCAAGCUUUCAAGGUGGUGGUGUUUUUGUUGUUGUUGUUAUUUCAGUACUGCUAUGACAUAGACUUAUGUCCUUAGAUUGCUUCCACCCCCCCACCCCCCCCUUAUUCUGAUAGAUUUUGAAGUUUUACUGAUUGUGUUCUUCAGCUCUCCCUUGUGUUUUGUUCAUGUAACUUCACAUCUGUCUUCAUUUCAGUCUUUAUUUCCUGCAGUACUUUUUUUGAAAAGCGAUUAGGGCAUGCAAAUCUUGUAAAAGUAAUAAAACAAUAAGAGGUGUUUACUAAUAAAACAGUAUGCAUCUGUUGCAAGUGUUCAAUAUUUGUCAGUGUGUCAGUGUGAAAUAUUUCAGAUUUGACAAACCAAUAAUUUUAGAGGAAGGUAAAAGCCACAUAUAUGUAGAUAAAUGUAGAUAAAAUCCCAAACGGGUGCCUCCCUUGAAAUAUUUGCAUUUUAAAAAUGGUUUGAGUGUGUUUUAUGAAAAAUGCUGCUAACUUAGGGAACUACUUUUCCUGUGCCAUUUUACUAGAGCAAUGAAUAUGUAAUGUCAUAGAACCAUACCUCACGUAUGGUGGAAUCAAAACAUGAUAUGCUCAUUUUCUAUGCUAACUUCUAGUUAAAUUGCAAGGAGGUGAGAGCUCUCCUGCAAAUACUAAAAAGUGCCACUGUGCAGCAGCUCUAUGGCAGAUGCAACAUGCUAGUUAAACAAAACUUUUUUUUUUUUUUUCAAAUGUGUGACACUUUGGGUUGUUUUUUGAAUUCAUUUAUUGGAGUCGGUGCUUAUGAUAUGAUGUUUGGUGCAUGGAAAUAAAUUUUAAAAGUCUCAAGCCAUUAUGUAAUAGUGAUGAAAACCUUGAAAACAUAAUAUGAAUGAAACAUGAGUUCUUAAAUCACGAGAUGUAAAGAUCUACUGUCUGCUACUCUUCAAAAUAUCCCAUGAUUUCCAAGUAAGUGUGUAUGAUGAUUUCAUGGAUCAAAGUUGUGGUUUUGAACACCAAGUGUUGACUGGACUGGAUUUGUGUCCUUUGCUUUUGAGAAGAAAACACUUAAUGGAAGGAAAUAAAAACUUCUGCUUAAAUAUAAUAUGGGUCCUUUCUUAAACGGUAUGGUUUGUAGGCAAUAAGGGGAGGGCAAAACUGUUCGUAUGAUGCACCGGAAUGGUAGUAUUAGUCAUGGAUUUCAAAUAAGGCUCAGUUUGCUUGUGAAAGCUAUAAUGCUGUAAUUUUUCUUCUCCCCCUUUUUCCCCCUGCUCAUAUGGUGGUCAUGACAAACUCAUAGUACAGUACCAGAGUAUUCUUACUAUUAAAAAAAAAAAAAAAAAAAAAAAAAAAAAAAAAAAAAAAAAAUGCUUAAACCAUUAUAAUUGCUACCUUCUGUGGAAAAAAAAUAAAAAGAGACACUUAAAAAAACAAACCCACAAACAAACUCUUCAUAUUAAUGUGUCAGGUGCUUAUGAGUAUCUGCUGUCCUGCACCGAUAAGACGAAUUAGCAUUCCUGCUUAACUGUCUGCAUACUUAAUUUUCUUCCAAAUAAGGUACAUGAAAUAAUUUUGAAAGAUAUUUUAUGCAGUGGAAAGUUUGAAAGGAUAGUUAUGAUUUGAGUUUAUGAGAGAGAAGUAAAAUUAGAUGUAGACUAAAAUUCCAAUUCAUAGCAAUUGCGUAAUGACUGGUAAUUCUAAAACAGGCCAAUUUUAUUUGACUUUUCCAGACAACUGCUCUUUGGCUUUCAGAGCAAACUUAGCAAUUUUCAGAUAAAAUCAAUUUUGUUAGCCAAUGUCAAAGGUGGUGGCUAAAAUUAGAGCUUAUUUUGCAGCCCUAACUACAAACAGGCAGCUGUCUGUCUGUCCAUAAUUACUCUAAGAGGAUUGUGCCAACUUUAAUAACAGAUUAUUUUGUUGAAGUAUGUGAUUUUUUUUUUUUCUUUAAUAGCAUAUUGGAGUUCUGUUUGAUGAAAUUUUUAUUAGGUUUCAUUCAGCUUGUGGCAUGGAGACCUGGAAAUGUCCCGAGUUACAAUGUAGUAGCUCUGUAGAGUGUCAGUUUAGGGGUAGCUGUAUCUAUGGUCUUGGCUGGCGUGGCAUACAGAAAGCAGCCUUAUUGCAAGGGUUGCCAGUGUUCAUUGACGUUGUGCUUAGUCAUACACUGUUUUCAAAGCUUUUGCUGACCAGUCUUUGGUGGUUCUUCAAGAUAAAAUAUACUAGACACUGGUACACUAAUGAAAGUGGUGUGCAAAGAUGUGACCAUUAAUACCAUAUGUCCUUUCAUUGUAUUGUUCCAAGUACACCAUUCAAAAGGGAAAUAAUGUGGUGUUGACUUAUUGGGUAAUCUUCCCAUGUUGUAUCAGAAAUAAUGCCCAUGAAGUUUAUAAAGGUCAUGCUUGUCACAGAGCUGCCUAGUGGCAGAAAUUUCCCAGCUGUCAUUGAGGACAGGUAGUAAAUGACGUUUUACUGAUAUAUGGAAACAUGUCUGUAUAAAAACGAAGAUUCUUUCCCCCCUAAAGGUGUUGAAUAGAAUAAUGUUGAUAAUAACUUUGCCCAUUAUCCCUUUAAUUCUGCUUCAUUUGUGUAGUUUAAAAGAAAGAGUCUGACUGACCAGCUGAAGACAAUGAUUUAAACAUUGUUUCCCCCGAGUUUGUAACAACUUUCCCUAUCUAUAAUAUUUACAAUAGAUGUCAUUAGGGAAUAAUUUUGUGAUGUUUACGGUCUGUCAAUUUGACAUAAUAAAGGGAAAAAAAACAGGAGGAAAGAUAAAAGAGAAAGUGCAAAAGGAGGUCCACUGAGAGUUGCAUAACCUGCAGGGGAAAAUGAGGUUCCCUUUCCAAAAAGUAAGGUAUAAAAUAUCAAGGAUAAUCAUUAGAACUGAAUAUAUGAGGUAACAUAUUGGUGGAACAACAGCAAAGCAAAAGCAUUCAUUUGAAGUGGGAAGGUAUGAAAGAUACGUAAGGAGUGAAGAGAAGAAAUAGAAUGGAGUAGAAAAAGAGUCUUCUGAAGCUUCGUCUGCAGACUCUGAAGUGUUCGAAGGACAUUUACCUGUGUCAUACUUGGCUCCAUGUUAGUAGCUUGAUGUCUGUAGUUGUGUGGGAUGCAGAGAGUUUUUUGCACUGAUGAUCACAAAGUGUAACACUUUCUCUUCUUAGAGGUGCUUUUGGAAGAAAUGUGAAACUUUGUAUGCAAAGCCCAGAGUGGUAUUUUGUUUAAAUGUGAGUUCCAGAGAUAAGACUUCAGUUCAGAUUGUUGAGUAACUUACUAGUAGAAUCAAGAAAGAAAAGAAUGGCCAAUGACAUGGCAGAACUGAACAGAAAAUUAAGCUAGCAUAUUCCACAGUUGUUUUUGAAGCAGGAUGGCAUGCACUGUUCUUCCUCAAGCCUUUUCCUACUUGUGUUUUCAGGCCUCCUUCAAGAGCCUACCAGAUAAAUAGUUGCAGUAGUGUGGCCUAAAUGAAACAGUAGUUUUUCUUUGGGCAAAAGUUAAGAACUUACAUGAAAGGGAAGGUAAUAAUAUUGUCAAAGAAUGAAAUGGUCACUGGAAGAAGGCUAUUCUUCUCUCGGUGCCACGACCCCAUUCUUAGGUUGGAAAGUUAAUGUAUAAGGUUUUAUUUCAAUUAGCAGGUUGGUGGAAGUUACAGUUCACAUGAACAUAUGUGUGGGGAUUAGUGUUUCUGAGGCAGAUGGGUUGGCACAGUCAGGAGUGGGAGAAAACUUCUGCUUUCUCCUUGUUAGCUGUCAAUGCAGUGUUGAUGGCAUGGACAAUGAGUAGCACUGUGGUACCACCAGCACAAGUGCUAACACUGCUUCAGGCAUGUUCUUCCCUGUCCCUUAUUUGCUGUUUACUUGUCCUGUUGUUUGGUACAAGUCAUCCAUCACUACACACGUGCCUGCUUUUAACGGUCACUUCCUGUGGUAGUGUGCUUUAAUGCUGCACCUGUGUUAUACCAGCUCAACACAGAUUCUCAUUUGAAAGAAUAACACUGCUUUCCUCUUACUGUGCUACUGGCUGCCUAAGCUCGGUCAUAACUUAAACUGGCACUUGCUUUGAGAAGUGCUUGGCUUGUUAUACUUGUGUGCGUCCAGAGUUUUCCAACGAAGCAAACGGAUUAUCUCCCAGUGCACACUGAAAGCAUGUAUGGAAGAGUGAAGUUUACUGAAGGUCUGCAAACCAUGGAGAUGUGCCUCAGAGGUCUCAAUGGGACACGUGAAUGAGUAGAAAAACAAGUUGAAAACAAGGUAUUAGGAAAACCUAUUCAGUACACGCAGUUGUUUCCCUGCAGUUGGGAGCACCUUCCCUCUUGCAAUCUUUUUCAAGUGUAGAUCACUCAUGUUAAAUAUAUAGCAGGGAACAUCUUGUGUUAAGUAGAGAUAUGAACCUGAACAGAAGAAGAGGUCAAGCGUGGAAAUAAAUUCCAGUCAGUACUGGAUGAUUGAGAAGUCCCUUUGCUCUCUCUCCCUCUUGUUUGGAGAGGCGGUGCUUGAAUUCACUUCAGAAAUGAGGAGAAAAAAAGUCCUUUUUUAAAGAAAAAAGGAAACAUACUCUUUAAAUUCUCAUUAACAUGUGGAAGGGGGCAAUUCAACCCUGUAGUCACCUAGAUCGUCACGUUGUCUUUUCGUGAUCAGAAUAUGGAACAUUAAAUGUUGUGAUGUCCACAUUACACUUGAAUUUUUAUGUAAGUGUUCUUGCUGUUUAGGACACUGGUAUUUUGAGUGGUAAACAAACUAUUUGAAAUUAUUUAAUCUAGCCUCAUGGUUUGUCAGUACACUUAGUUCUGUGGAUCACUUCUGGAAAAGAAAAUUUAUUCCUCCACAGGCCAGAUCCUCUUCCCAGUUCUGUCCGUCAGCAUACUUCCUGGCCACAGCAGCAAGUGUGUUCUGGUUAUCAUUGAGCAGUUCAAAGAUGCAACCUGGGUGUAAAGUGUCCCUUUCAAAAGCCAUAGCUCUACAGUAAGCUUUGUUUAGCUAUAUUGUGUAUGCUUGUGGAAGGGAUUAGUAAUAGAUUUUUGUUUUUCUUUCUUGGCAGUCACUGGAAAGCAAUAGACUGAAUCUAUUUUGAUUUUACUCAGGAUAGAUUAGUGGGUGUCAAAUGUUACACAAUACUUGACAUAUCCACUGCUGUUAAGUUAGUUGUGGCAAAGGGAUUACCCAAUAAUGAAUCGCCAAGCUCUUUAGCCAUUUAAAGGGAAUUGUGCCACUUCCUUGCCCUGGUGAUACUCUCUUUCCUGGCCAGGACCUUCUUGUGACAGUUCAUGUUUGCAUGUGGAAAACUCCAUGCAGAUGUGCAAGCACCAGUUUGACGGCUUUGUGUUCAGCUUCUACCUUGCUAAUUGUUUUCGUGAGAUUAUUUGGAUUGUGUAGAAAGCUUUUCCCAAAUCUCCUUUAUUACUGGAGUUAUUGUUGCCAGCAGGAAUAAGAUUAAAGGUGCUUAAGUCUGUAGAGUUGUUUCUAAUUUGUACGUGUCAUUUCAGUGGCAUUUGAACAGAACUCAGUCUCUUCCCCUCCCUGCUCCCCUGUGGUACUGUGCUUGAGUUAGGGCUGAGAAGCCAAGCUAUUGGAAGAAAAUUCAUUUUGUUCCCUAAUUAUUAUGCUGGCACUUGGGAGAUAAUUUUUCCCUUCAUGCACUGCCAAUUAAUAUGCAAAUGAGCUGAUAAAUAUUUAUACCAUGAUUUAAAUUAUGCAGGGAGCGCUUUCAGUGUACUCUGCAAAUGAAUUGUUCAUGGACUUCAAAGUGCUGGCUGCUGUGCUAACGAGGGGAGAUUUGCAUAAGGCCCUAAUCAGGCGCAUACUGAUUAAGCUUCAUUAUGGAAACUGCCAGCUGCAAUCUUUGUUUCUAUUUUAUUACAAAAAGGGGAACUUUUCACGCUUCAGUCGCCUUGACAAUGUCAGACACAGCUAGUAGGAGAGACUAAAACUCCACAGAGCAACUGAAGUUUCCCUGUUCAGUUGAAGAUUGCUAUGGUGUAACUGAAGUUGUAUUUCUUCCCCCACCUCCCCACUCCCUUUCUUGUUCAGUCGAGAGCAGUAGUGUAGAUUUGAUAGAAAUUGCCAUUCUCCCUUUCCUUGGACUAUCUGAACCUGUAGAGGAUACCACAGCAAUGCUGGACUGCAGCGACUACGUUCUAGACUCAAGAAUGAACAAUCCGUCAGAAACCAGUAAACCAUCAAUGGAGAGUGGAGAUGGGAACACAGGCACACAAACAAAUGGCCUGGACUUUCAAAAGCAGCCUGUGCCUGUCGGAGGAGCGAUCUCCACGGCCCAGGCCUUCCUUGGGCACCUUCAUCAGGUCCAGCUCGCUGGAACAAGUUUACAGGUUGCUGCUCAGUCCUUAAAUGUACAGUCUAAAUCUAAUGAAGAAUCUGGGGACUCUCAGCAGCCAAGCCAGCCUUCCCAGCAGCCUUCAGUGCAGGCGGCCAUACCCCAGACCCAGCUUAUGCUGGCCGGAGGACAGAUCACUGGGGUAAGAUUUACCCGAGCAUACUGCAGUAAACCUCCUGUCCGGCAAAUGAUGGCAGUAUCUACGGCAGUCCCCACAGAACUGUCAGUGAAGCUCACGUUGACGCCAGCCCAGCAACAGUUAUUGCUACAACAGGCGCAGGCACAGUUGCUGGCGGCUGCAGUGCAGCAUUCAGCCAGUCAGCAGCACAGCGCUGCUGGUGCCACCAUCUCGGCCUCUGCUGCAACGCCGAUGACGCAGAUCCCUCUAUCUCAGCCAAUACAGAUUGCACAGGAUUUGCAGCACUUGCAGCAGCUUCAGCAGCAGAAUCUCAACCUGCAGCAGUUUGUGUUGGUGCAUCCAACAACCAACUUGCAGCCAGCACAGUUCAUCAUCUCACAAACACCGCAGGGGCAGCAGGGUCUCCUGCAAGCGCAGAAUCUCUUAACGCAACUACCUCAGCAAAGCCAAGCCAACCUCCUGCAGUCUCAGCCAAGCAUCACCCUUGCCUCGCAGCCAGCAACCCCAACACGCACAAUAGCAGCGACCCCCAUUCAGCCACUUCCACAGAGCCAGUCAACACCAAAGCGAAUAGACACUCCCAACUUGGAGGAGCCCAGUGACCUUGAGGAGCUUGAGCAGUUUGCCAAGACUUUCAAACAAAGACGGAUCAAACUUGGAUUCACUCAGGGUGAUGUUGGGCUCGCUAUGGGCAAACUCUAUGGAAAUGACUUCAGCCAAACUACCAUCUCUCGCUUUGAAGCCUUGAACCUCAGCUUUAAGAACAUGUGCAAGUUAAAGCCACUUCUGGAAAAGUGGCUCAAUGAUGCAGAAAACCUCUCAUCUGAUUCAACUCUCUCCAGCCCAAGUGCCCUGAAUUCUCCAGGGCUGGGGAUUGAAGGCUUGAACCGUAGGAGGAAGAAACGCACCAGCAUAGAGACCAACAUACGUGUGGCCUUAGAGAAGAGUUUCCUGGAGAACCAAAAGCCUACCUCGGAUGAGAUCACCAUGAUAGCUGACCAGCUGAACAUGGAGAAGGAGGUGAUCCGCGUUUGGUUCUGUAACCGGCGCCAGAAGGAGAAAAGGAUCAACCCACCCAGCAGUGGUGGAACCAGCAGCUCGCCCAUCAAAGCAAUUUUCCCUUGCCCAACCUCGCUGGUGGCAACCACACCAAGCCUUGUGACUAGCAGUGCAGCUACAACCCUGACUGUCAAUCCUGUGCUCCCUCUGACCAGUCCUGCUGUAACUAGUCUGCCAGUCACAGGCACAACAGAAACCACCUCCAACAACACGGCAACAGUGAUUUCAACAGCACCUCCAGCUUCUUCAGCAGUGACAUCACCCUCCCUGAGUCCUUCCCCUUCUGCCUCAGCUUCAGAGGCAUCCAGUGCCAGUGAGACCAGCACAACACAGACAACCUCUGCUCCCUUGUCCUCCCCAAUUGGGACCAGCCAGGUGAUGGUAACAGCAUCAGGGUUGCAAACGGCAGCAGCAGCCGCAUUACAAGGAGCUGCACAACUGCCUGCAAAUGCAAGUCUUGCUGCCAUGGCUGCUGCAGCAGGACUGAACCCAGGCUUGAUGGCAUCCUCGCAGUUUGCAGCUGGAGGUGCCUUACUCAGUCUCAAUCCAGGGACAUUAGGUGGUGCUCUCAGCCCGGCCCUGAUGAGCAACAGUACACUGGCAACUAUUCAAGCUCUUGCAUCUGGUGGCUCUCUUCCAAUAACAUCACUGGAUGCAACUGGAAACUUGGUGUUUGCCAAUGCUGGAGGUACUCCUAACAUCGUAACUGCCCCUCUGUUCCUGAACCCUCAGAACCUUUCUCUGCUCACCAGCAACCCGGUUAGCUUGGUCUCUGCAGCUGCAGCCUCCGCAGGGGCCUCUGGACCAGUCGCCAGCCUUCAUGCCACCUCCACCUCAGCUGAGUCCAUCCAGAACUCUCUCCUCACGGUGGCCUCAGCGAGCGGGGCCACGUCCACCACCACUACUGCCUCCAAGGCACAGUGAGCCGGGCCGAGCUGUGCUGCCAGCAGCCUGUUUCACUGUGCAGUGGGAUUGGCUGCCAGCGGGGUUUAUAAACUGAAAAUGUGAUGGGCAUCCUCUCACCGUGUUGCUGGGGACAAGGGAGAGAAGGAAAAAUAGAAAGAAACAAAAGCGAAACAGGAAGGAUUUAAAGCUGGGACAGACAUUUGCCUAAUUUUAUAAUAAACACUGUCUUUUCAGGAUCGCUUCAUGGAUCGGAGAACUUUCUAACCAAAAAUGUAAAAAAAAAAAAAAAAAAAAAAAAAACCAAAAAAAAAAAAAAAGUGAAAGGACUACUUAUCAUUUCCAGCAGUCACAAUGACAAGUUAAGGUGGGUUAUCAGUUCAAACAUAGGAAGGGGAUUUCUUCUUUCUUUUUGGUCAAAAUAUCGAAAUAUCUUUCUUUUUUAAUUAUCAUUUUAUAGGUCUGUUGUACAGGCCAUUAUGUCAUACAAGGUGUUUAUAAUCGUAUCAAUCAUGUUGGGGGUUCCUUUCUUAACUGGUACAAUUUAGGCAGGCCUGUAUUACUGGUGUAUCUCUAUUAUUAUUAUUAUGAUUAUUAUUAUUAUUAUUUUUAUAUAUAUAGUUUGGACGCGUUUGUCUUUUGCUCCUGGAGUAUUUUCAGCGAGCUUCCACACCACGGGGGGAGGGCGGGAGGGUGGAGAGGAAGAAUGGAGCACAAAUAGACUUUCUGUCCUAAUCUUCUGGGAACGUUCUGAACAGUUUCCUCAUCCUUGAAUUUGUCUAAUGGUUACUUGCAGGGGUCAGAAGAAUUUAUGUUCGUCAUUUGUGCAGGAAGCUCAGUGUAGCAGUAGAGAUCAUUGUGUGCAAACUUUCAGGCUGGUCUGUGCUCUUUAAGCAGAGGUAGGAAUUCGUUCCGAACUGCAGUUAUCCUUCUCUCAGUCGUUUAGACAAAAUGGCCGAAUUCUGCUCUUAGCUUCAUGUGUUUGGUUCCUUUUUACUUCAGAGAGUGGGAUUUGACCUUCUGAGUCCAGAUUGUGUGACAUACCGAUGGUUCUUCUGUUCUGUUAAAUGGAUUUUGCUAAGACCAUACACAAAUAUUUUUAAAAUGUCAAAGUUACGCAAGCUAAUUGGCAGUAUGUAAAGCAGCAUUUACAGUCCUGUAUUCCCACCAGGCGAAUUGGUACAGGGUUUCAAAAGGCCAGAUUAUCCCUAUUCAUAGCAAUAUUCCUUUUCCAUUAAUGUUAAUGCUUCCAACAUUGUAUUUAGAAAAACUUUCUAGUAAAAAAGUGCUUCUGGUGGCAAAACACAGAAGCCCACAGUUAGGAGAGCAGAAGUUACCAUCAUUUAUGCCAACACAAUAGAGCUGACUCUGGGGUUUUGCACAUAGCUGGGUGAUCUCAUGUAGUCUCUGAGCUGUGAUGCUGCUAGAUAUCUAAAAACGGCAAUAAGCAUCUCUGACCACAGUGCCAGGGCUUGCCUGCCACCGUAACCAUCUUUUCAAGGUUGACUCCGAUCCAUGUGGCAAAGGAUAUUUACAUGGAUGAGGAAGAGUAACGAACUGUACAGAAGUUAGAUCUGUAUAUUCUUAAAUAUACAGUGUAGUAUCUGAACCAAAAAAAAAAAAGAUUUUUAAGAAGAGAAGACUGGAUCACUGCAAUGCAGUUCACUUUGAACUUUCCAUUCUUGAUGGAUUUAAAGGUUUCUGCCAUGUGUAUAAAACUAAAUUACUUUUAGCUAGUGAGGGUAUUAGAAGAGUCCCUUUCCCCCACCCCCUUUUCUUUUGUCACUGGAGUGUCCCAAAAUGAUGAGCUGAUGAAGCUGUGUUCAUUUUGUUGAUGAUUCAGGGGGAUCCUGGAGCUUUUCAUCCAAGAUCCAGAAGGCAGCAACUUUAAACCCUACAUGUGCUUUGGUUUGUGAUCCGAGCAUGUGGGAUUUGUGUUUGCACUCAAGUGGCAGAACCCCUUAUCUCUCCCCCCACCAUCAUGGUUUUACUCUGUUCAUCUCUAACUCUCCACCUUCCUGUUUUACUGAAUAUUUAAACCAAUUAUCCCUAAAACUUCGAAACUAGUGAACUGCAAGCAGGGAAACUAACAAAUGUCCGUCCACCGUUUCUGAUGUGUUUUUGAUUUUUUUAUGUUUUAUUUUUUUAAAACUAAGCUUGAACCAAAGUCAAUUUCUAGCAAGCUGCUGUACUAAUGGACUAGUUUGUAUAAGUGCAGUUCAGAUGCAGAGAGGCGAUAGAUGCUACUGACAAUUUCUUUUUCAUUUGUCUUUUGUUUUUAUUAAUUUUAUAUAAAAGUUGCUGCUUGUUUUUAAUUUUUUUUUUUUUUUUUUUGGUUGGUAAUUUGUGUUAUCCUUGGGGCAGACUCUUAACUUGAUUUUAAUUUGUUUCCUUUUAUUUUAUGUGUAAAUAGAAUGGCAAUGUCGGGGGUUGUUAAUCCAACAGGUCCCACCCUCAUCCCACCGGUAUGGGUAAAUCUAAGUAUUUUUGAUGUGUCUAUGUGACUUCAGGCUGUGCAGGAGACUUUUAGGGCUAUGAAUAAUACUGCAGAAGUGGAAAUGGCCCACAGUAAUAGCUUCAGAGCAGUAAAAGGUAUAGCUGGGUGAGCUUCAGGGGAGUAGGGAAGAGGAGAUGCAGGUACCCACUAUGCUGGUCUGGAGGCCGUAGCACAGAUCACAGUUUCUACCAAAGGAAUGCGAGUCCCUGGGGCUUGUGUUCAGUGAAGUAAGAGGAUGGAUGCAGCUAUAGUGUUCAUUCCUAACUAAGUUCCUGCUUAAUGUUAUGCCUGUGCAAAAAUACGAUUUAUCAGGAAGCUUUUUUUGUUGAAGUGAGGAUACAACCGGUCUUUUCUCUGUUGUAUCCUCUAUUCCCUAAAGGUUUUGUGGCGGGGUCAGGGGACAUGGUCCUUGCAUAUAUCUAGGAAACACAAAGAAAGGUGGGCCUUAAAUCAGCAGAAAAUCCUCUCUCCACAGUUAAAAGAGACUGUGCCAUUAGCUGUCUGGAUGAGUUGUCAUGUCCCAUUCUUGCUGGUUUGUGGUUGGGAGAGGGUCUUGUUGAGUACAUAUCUGGAACACUAAUGCAGCUUGGAUGGUUUAUUUAUUAUAAAAAAAAAAAAUCUGCUUUUUUUCCUGACUACCUUUGCAUUGGUCACAUGGCUUUGGUGUGAGCACCUUAUACCCUUUUACCCUCCUCCUCUGUAUCCCGUCACCCUCUCUGGGGCCCAGAUUCCAGGGAAUUUCUUAGCAAGUCUUUUUCUGAGAAAAACUGGAAGCUCAGAGUAGCCAUAUAUCCAGAAAGGGCUUGGUUUUCCUUGCUGGAGCUGACAUAAUACCUGAACAGCAUGUAUCCCACCACGGUGUCCUCUACCAGCGUGCUCUGAUUUGUUGUCCUAAAACAUCCCAGUGACUGACUGUCACUCCUGGAGCCUGCUUUUCAUCCCUGGCAGUGUUUGUCUCGUGGAUGCUGGCUUAGUGUUUAGGUGAAAGACAGAAAUCAGGUGGGCAGUGAUUGUGCGUCUGCCUAGUUAGAGCACAUACGCUUCUUCAGAGCAUGAAAGGGAUAUGAGAUCAUGUACUAGAAUUUAGCACAGGUUCAUUUUUUAAAUCAUAAUCAUGCUUGCAGCAGAAAUUGAUGUAUCUGAAAAGAGACAAUAACAAUUGUAUACAGACCUAGUAAAUACCAUGGUCUGACUUGAUGGGUAUUGGAAAUGGAGAAAUGCAUCAUCACAAACUUGCUGACGGACCCAGGGCAUUUAUUUAGCAAACAAGUUGGCCUUUUUCCUCCAGUGGCACAAAUGUACAUUCUGAUUCCAGUAUCCGUGGGUUCAUAUGUUGUAGGGAGAUGAUUUUCUGUUCCAUGCUCACAGUCUUUAAUCCUUACUGUACUUUUUAAGGGAAGAUUUUCUGUGCAUAUGCUAAUUUCUAGACAGCCUUUUAGCUGUGUGCUGGCAUAUUUGCUCCUAUAUUGAUUAGUGAGCCAGGAAUUUUGUAGCACGUUAGAAAAGGAUAAUAGCAUCUCUUUUUCAGAGCUCCAUGUCUCUAUAUUUAAAGAUGUGUGGGUUGCUUUUUGUAGUUGCAAGCAUGCCAAAGGACGUAUGUAGGAAAAGAGAAGGUGAAAAGCUCUCAUUGCAGCCAAAGACAGUGAACUCAAAAAGCAAGAGAUUUAUGGAGACGCAAAUACAGAUAUGCCCUGAAGGUCAAGAACAAUUUAGGAAAUGGUUUCAGGUUGAGAUGUUGCAGGCUUGAUGAAAUUUUUUCUGAUGUUAAAAGAAUGUAUUUCAGUUUGGCUUUAGCACAGUUGGUCUCCUCAGAACAUACUCUCCACAGGCACUGUAGAAUGAUUCAUGAACAGCUCACAGAAAGUGCAAAUAGAUACGGCUGCUUACAAGAGUCACAUCAGUCUAUUUAAAUCUCCUUAAGAGGAUUUAUUUUGUUUCUGAGUUACUGUGCAGCAUGUUUUAGUCUAAGUACAUUUUUAUCAUGUUGCUCUGAGAUUAUGUCUAUGUGCAUGCACUCAGAAGAUUGCUGGGAAGAUACCAUGCUUGUUACAUGCACAAGUACCUGAUUUUUAAGAGUUUCUCUCUUUUUUUUUUUUUUUUUUUUAACCUAUAAGUCUCAUGUGACUUCAGUUUGGUUUGUUGUUUUUUUUUUUUUUUUCAUUCUUUGAGUGACUUGUGAUGACACAUCAUUGCUCUGCUACUUCUGAAGAUCCUCUGCUUCAAUAAAUAGUUGUUGAAACACAAGUUAAAUUGAUUUGAAAAAGCCACUUUACGGUGAAUGGGAAAUUUGUGCUUGGCUGAACCAGCAAGGAGAACAUAGAAUCUUAGAAUGCUUUGAGAUGGAAGGAGCCCUUUGGAGGUCAUCUGGUCCAACCCCCUGCAAUGAGCAGGGACAUCUUCAACUAGAUCAGGUUGUUCAGAACCCUGUCCAGCCUGGCCUGGAAUGUCUUCAGGGAUGGGGCAUCUACCACCUCUCUGGGCAACCUGUGCCAGCGUUUCACCACCGUCAGUGUAAAAAAUUUCUUCAUAGAACGUGCUUGAAAGUUGGAUGGGUCUUCAUGUGGGCAUUUGUUAUUUCUCUUGCUCAGUAGUUCUUUUUAGAGUGCUAGUGAGGUUGUCUUUUCAGACAAAACUAAAAUGCCAGAACAUGAAAAGGAAGACACAUUUUCUGGUGGCUUGAAUUAGAGACCUUUUAGGACAUGGAAGCUUCAAGUUUGAAUCCUACCUUUAAAUGAGCAGGCUGACAAAGAGACUUUCAGUGGCAAUAGUAUUGUUCCUGAUGUAUUUGGAGUUACGGCUUGUGAUUUUUGUACCUUUUAGGUUAAUCAGGAGGAUGCUAACACUGAGCAAAUAAGCUAUCUGCUGAUCUUAACACACAAGAUAAAAAUGUUCUGUCAUAGUAUGGUAUCUUUUCAUUUGAGCAAGAGCAAUCCACUGCCUCUACUUUUAGCCCUUAUUUUAAUUUUACAUACUUUGCAGUCAUCAUUUAAAUGAAGACAGAAUUUUUAUACUUCUGAUCUUUUGGUAUCUUGCCAAAAUAUUUUAGGUUUGUUUGUUUUUUUUUCUUUUAAUAACCAGUUUUGCUCAGGGAGUAGUUGAGAGAAUAGCUGUUACCAAAACAUGUUAGAGAAAAUUCUCCAUGUACAUCCAUGCCAGUGAUUGUUUAACAGAAAAUGGCUGCUUUUUAAAAAAAAAAACCAAACACAUCACCUUUAUUGGAACUAUAACCUAAUGAUUUGGUUCACUCUAGUGUUUAAAUGUCCCCUCUGUAAGUCUUGCAGUGUGCUUUGGCUAACACACAUUUCUGCAGUUGAGUUACUGAAGGAGACAGAAGCAUUAAUUCCUUCCCUCUGUGCACAUUCCUGCAGAGCAACACUUUAGAACAGAAAUUUGCUUUUUCUUUGUUACAAAUGGGAGCAGAACACCUGUUAGAGCUGGAACCACACAGAUGCUAAACUAAAACAACAUCUAAUUUACCUUAAAUAUCAGUUGAUAUUUUCUUAGAUAAAAACUUGCUUUACAAAAUCCUCUUAGACAGGUAGCUUCUCAUGGUCAUUAGAGUGUUUUGGGACAGACAAAAUUAAUGCAUCUGAUCCAAACUUUCAAUUAUAGCUGGUUUUAAACUGUAAGUUUAAAAUGUGGAUCUCUUUAUUGCCAGGAUAACUUUAUUCAGAAUCACUGUUCCCUAUUCCUGUCUGCCUGAAAUGGUUCAGUGAUGUGUAUCCACAGAGCCUGUGUGUACCUGUAGGACAUACACCUACACUGUUGUCUAGGGUAGAGACUUACCAAAGGAGUAAGGCAGCCCUCUGCCCCCCACUGGGUUUAUGGUUGUCAGUCCUCACAUAGCCAACUCAAAUUCCUUGAUAUUUUUGCAUACCUUUUACUUCUCCCUCCUUUUCAAAAUGCUAUAGCAAUAUAGAAUUCGAGAUGCGUACCUUGCAGAGGUUCUACCCUUUUCAGUCAUUAAAUCUCACUGCCGUUGGUUGCUGCUUGUUUUUCUCUUCUUUCCAGCAGAGAGACUUUAUACUAAAAUACAAUUUUUGACAGAGGCAGCUUUGUCAUAGAUUUACUGAGUCAUGGUUUGCAAUUUUUUAAAAUACUCACAUCUUUGGCUCUGUGAUCUGAAUGGUACCCGGUUCCCUGUAUGUCAGCACAGGUGGUUUCAGUGCUUUUGGAAGGAUGAAAAGAAGCGAUUCCUGUACUUGUAUAUCUUCACAGACAAGCACGCAGAGGAAUGCAUGAAAAAGAACUUGAUAUUUUUUUUUGGCUUAUCUGUCUUCAUUGGAUCUGAUUGCCACUUCUCCCAGGACACUCGUAGUGGACACAUGCUCUGAGCCUUUACCCCCAUGGGACCCUGUUAUAGAAGGGUGUUAGGAAGAUUGCACUGGAAUUACAAAUAGUUUACCUGUAGGAGAAGAGACACCUUUUAGUUGAGCAGACAGAUAAGGUCAGCAUGUAGAAUGUAUCAGGUACUACUUUUCUGACCAAAUUCCCAAAACUGAAGCAACUGCCAGGCUUUGUCUUGGGGCUGCUUUCAGCUCCAUCUGCAAUACCCUGCUAAGAACUGUCCGUAACUGGAAUAAUCUGGGCCCCCUUCCUCCUCCCCUCUCCCUCCUCGUUCCUUCCCAUUUCCCUCAGCAAAAGGUAGCACCAUAUGGCUCUGAGAACAAUACUUGUGGGUAGCAGCUGGCUUCUGGCACCUUCAUAAAAUACCUCAGCAUAGCUUAGCAUUGUCGCAGAACUGGUUUUAAACUGAAAAAAUCAGAAGAGAAAAGCAAACUUUAUAAAUAGUGGAGAUAAUUCUAGCUGUAGAGUUUAGUUGAACUGAUGUUUAUUAUGAUUGAUAAACAUGAUUAUGCUGUAUGUAUUUGAGAUCUUGUUUAUAGGUUACAACUUUAUAGGGUUGGGUGGGGGUGGGUGGAUGUUGGGGGCAGAGAAGGGGGCUGACUGUGUUAGAAGGAAAAUGUUUGCUCAUGAAUUUUUUUCCUUGUAUCUGUCUUGCCAAAGGAAACAUUUUGUCGCUCCUGGGUUUGGGAUUGUUGUUUGGUUGGUUUAUCUGUGGUCUAAUCUGCAGCACAGCACGUGGUGGCAUGCAGGUUACUGAUCGGGGUUGCUGUUCAGGGUCCUUUCGAGUGUGCGCACACUCCCCUCCCUCUUGGCCUUUCCUUGCCCUUCGCUGGGAUCUAACGAUGAGGCAACGCGUACCCGGGAGGCUCAAGGGAAAGAAGGUGGCUGUACUGGGUUGACAUCAGCCUGGGUGGUGUAAAUCCAUGUCAGUUAGUUGAGUUGCACCCGAGCUGAACUGAGUCUGUUGUGUUUGACUUCAGGGAGGGAGAAGAAUGGUUGUCGCAUCUUAAUCUAUCUGGGAGAGCAAAAGUGAAACAGGUUCCUUUUAUCCCCCUUGUCUUGUUACUGAAUGUAGGGCUUGUAGUGCUUGAUGAUAGGUGGAAAACUUUUUAAACACUUCCUUUUCUAAUAGCAAUGCUAAUCCUGUCUAGACCAAAAACUAUGAAAGAAAAAAACCAAACUGAGAAGUGAAAGCUAACCUACUCCUAACACCUGGCUGGUCUGCCUGAAAGGGUCGACAUACUGUGAGACAGUCGUGGGAGAGGAGCUUUGAGGGGUUGUUGGUGAGGGAGCGGGUUGUCCUCCUGGCAUACGUCUCGGUGUCGCAGUAGGAGGAGUAGCAGAAGAGUGAGUGGUUGUUGCCUUGGGAGAGUGUUGCAGCCCCCUCCGCCUGGACCCCAAGGCUCCCUUCUCGUUUCCCGUCAAGGCCCAUGGAGGAGGGCAGGGGCGUGUGUGGGUGCGUGUGCAAGGGUGUGUGAGCGCACACGCGUGCGCCUGGCUGUGCGUGGUGGUUGGGAGAGGGGGCUUUCUAAAGGAGCUCGACUCCACUGGGGCGGGAGAAUUCCCAGUGGCCUCGUAGGGAACCAAAGGCACUGAUAGUUGUCAGCUCUGCUGUUCUCAGAGUGGGUAAGAGAGGAGCUGCGUGGGGUUUUGUUGAGCUUUGGGUCAGUGUCCCUUCCGUAAGGACCUCGUCUCUCGUGGGUACUCCCACCUUUUCUGCAUAGAGUUGCCUUGGCUCUGUGAAGACAAACGGCGUGUGGGGCUUGCCCAGUGCUGCAGGUCUGAGGCUGAUGUUGGGAUACAGUCAGGGAAAAACUGUUUCUUUCCUUCGAAUGUGGAAGCAGUGUAGUCCAAGGUCAGAGUCUGUUCAACAGCUUUUGCUUAUGGUCCUUCUCUUUAGGGGGGGACCUUGAAGCCUCCCUUCUUUGCUCCCCAAAUUAGCCUUGUACAUGUUCAUGUAUCGUGCUAUUGGGCUGAGUUGUUUUAUCGGUGAACUUGGUGAGCUCUUGUGAAGAAAGGGAGGGAGGAAGGGGGAGAGGUGGGUUGUCCAGCUACUCUUCCUCCGGACACGAAUCGGGUUGCAGAACUUCACUGAAAGCUUUACUAAUAGAAUUGUUGUUCUGACAUUAUGUAAAAGUGGUAUUAAUAUUGUGUGACUUUUCAAAGAGCUAGUUAGAUUUAUAGAUAGGUAAUAGGGAUAUUGAAGAAAUGACUUCUCAAAGAAAAGAGCACUUGGAACAAAAGAAGUGGAAAACAAGGUGUGCUUUAAGGAAAACAAAUCUGAGGAAGGAAAUGAAACAGCUUGUGGGAGGCGAGGGAAGAUGAUACCCUUUGGCGUUCCUUAGUGCUGCUGAGGCUCAGCCCCAGAACUGGAACAUACCCCCUCUGCCUUAUUUCAUCUCUCUACCAAACAGGACAUUGUCAAGUAGCUCAGACCAAAAUGCUGAUCUGUCUUAAAACUGUGUCGGUCUGCUGGUGAAUAUUCUCCUGCAGAGCUUUACAUAAAACCAUAAGAUACUUAAUUUAUCAUGUUAGCUUCCCCUUUCCUCCCAAAAUUCUCUUAUCUGUUGUAGACCCCACUUCAGGAUUCAUACUGCCUUUGCUGAAUUUCGUAGCAGCAGCAGCUACUUAAGCCCUAUUCCCUGAACGUGAUAAUGUCGUGUGCAGAUGAAGCCGGCAUGUUGCGGUGCUACAGAAAUCUGAAACUCUUAAGAAAGAAUCCUAAGAUAUUGGAAAUGGCAUGCCGAGGGGUGAAUCACGGAGAUCACACAACCCCCUUGAGAAACAAUUUAGGAACAAGAGCACCCGUGGCAGUGUCCUGAGAACAAGGCAGUUGAGACAAACCCUUUAGUUCUUCCCCCAUUCACUCUAUCGGCCUCUGUGACCCUGGUGCUCCCUGCACCCGAGCGAGUCUGAGGGGAAAACAUGAUGAGAAAGAUGUGGAGAUCAGUGCUGCUCCCCAUGAGUUCUGGGGAGCCGGACUGGGCCUCCCUGCAAGACCAAGAAGGGAUGGGACAGCUGCAGAGCCCCCCGCAGGCAAUUUGAAGAGGUCUGGGGCAGCGCUGGUCCCCAUGGGGCACCUGGCGUGCCAGCGAUCGGUGGGAAGGACCCGGGCAGUAGUUUCUUCGUCCGUGCCAGUGCUGUUGUUCCAUUUCCUUCCUCUGUGGUAGUAUCUAAGGCUAGGUGUGAGUAGGUGUGGGGUGUUUAUCCGCCACAGGUACAGGAGCUGUCGUAUACCUCAUUUCUAACUCGUAACUGAGUAACUUGCUUUAACUUUCUCCAAACCCUACAGAGUUGCCAAGUCCUGCCCUCCCUCCUUUGAUUAACACUGAACUCUGGCCUAUAGCACCCCGUGACCUGCAACCUGGGGAGUGACCCCCCAACGCCUCUGAAUGUCGCUGCUUAAAGCUACUGCAAAGUGAGGGCAAAUUGCAAUCUUAUCUUAUUUCCUUUGGUUACAAGGGGUCCUCUUGAUUAGUCUGUGAAUAUCCACCCCCACCCCUCCACUCCCCAUGGAAAAGGGUCGCCCUGCGCUGCCUUUCCCCACCCCAGGGCAGCGUCCCCGGGGCCGCGCUGAACUCCAGGGCCCAGAGGCACUCUUGUCCCAGUGCCGUGUACAUGCUACUCGCUUUUUAACAUGACCAAAAAAAAAUAGAUCUCCAAAUAUUUUAUUUUCUUCUUUAUUAUUUGACAAUCCUGUAUUCCUUCCCCACUCCCCAGCCUGGCCAGCAGCUGCAUCCUUAACCUGGUCCAUCUUUAUUUGAAUGUAGUUCCCCUACCCCCCUGGGAAAGAGAAGCUUUGUCAGGUCACGGUGGCUGCUAUAAGUCGGGAGGGGGCGGUUUCUUUGUUUUGUUUUGUUCUUUUAAAAUUUCCAGCCAAAACCAAAGAUUUCCUAAUGAUUGUAUAAACUCAAAACAAACAAACAAACCAAAGACAAAGGGCGUCUUCAGCACCAAGCCCAUCUGUGAGGCCGGCCUGCCCCGGGGCCAAGGGCUCUGCCCUCCAGCCUGGAGGGGCUGGGGCCUGGGCUGCCCCUGGCAAGGGGACGAUGCCCCUGGAAGAAACUCGCCACCCUGGGGCAAAAUCCGGGAGGCGGGCGCUGGGAGGGGGCGGCCGGGGCUUCGCAGGUGGGUUGAGGAGCUGAAGACUUGGGUGCAGGAUUGGCUGCUCUGCUGGGUGCUUUAACCCUCUGGGGGCUGGGUGAUGUUGAUUAAUACACGCUGAGGUGCACUUCUGAGCUUCCCCCCUCCCCCCGUCACUGCUUGGAAGAGGCUGUCCUGUUGUGAGGAAUCCCUGAAAGAAGAAAAAGCAGCUUUUCAUUUCUCCUCUAGUUCCUUUUUUCUAGAUUUCUUUUGUUUUUGCAGCACCACUGUGCAACUAUGCAUUGUAUUUCUCAACCUUUUAUGCUAGGUAGAUGCCUGUGACUUUUUAACUUUUGGGGGGGGAUUGCAAAUGGAGGAACUUUUUACAUGGAUCUUUUUAAUCUCAGUUGAUUGGGGGGUGUUUGGUUCUAGGGUCAUACAAGCUCUAUCCCAAAGCAAAAUCCAAAUGUUAAUAUUAUUAGCCUGAUGCAGAUACCAAAGAUAAUUUCUUUCCUGCAGAACCUUAGACUUGUGUAUUAAGUACGAUUACCCAGCACUUGCAUUAGUCUAACCUCAGUAAUUCCAAAGCUUAGAUGUAUAUUUUGGUAUAUUUCUGGGAUAUUAAAAAAUUGUCGUUUAAAUUCUUGUUUGUUUCAGUGUAAUGCUCUUAAAGUCAUAGCAUGGAGAAAACUGAACUUGUCCUAUUCUUAGUAGUUUGAAAUAAUAGUAUUUUUGUAUGUUUUGGGUGUGUCUAUGUAUGUAUUAACAUAACAGUUUUCACUGCCUAGGUGUUCAUAAAUAAAAAAAAAAGGAAAAAGAAAAAAGGAAAAA
Messenger RNA from Columba livia (rock pigeon), 22657 nucleotides. It is a transcript of the gene POU2F1, whose product is annotated as POU class 2 homeobox 1. Gene Ontology annotation, cellular component: nucleus. The transcript is spliced from 16 exons. Gene Ontology annotation, molecular function: DNA-binding transcription factor activity, RNA polymerase II-specific; RNA polymerase II cis-regulatory region sequence-specific DNA binding. The record is from RefSeq and is a predicted model, not a curated record. The coding region runs from base 8578 to 10920 and encodes 780 amino acids. Gene Ontology annotation, biological process: regulation of transcription by RNA polymerase II. NCBI's taxonomy places the organism in Eukaryota, Metazoa, Chordata, Aves, Columbiformes, Columbidae.